Molecule: messenger RNA, 470 nt
Organism: Aspergillus neoniger CBS 115656
Lineage: Eukaryota; Fungi; Ascomycota; Eurotiomycetes; Eurotiales; Aspergillaceae
Exons: 2
Coding region: 49-417 (122 amino acids)
Source: RefSeq, a predicted model, not a curated record
GUUCUUGUUAAGAUCUUCUGCGAGCAGUUUACGGGUGCCCAAUAUACCAUGCGGGAUGUACAAGCUUCUGUCUGCAUGAUAAAUGGUCAGAGACUUGGCACUGGCCAGGCCAAUUUUCUUGAUCCGUUUACUUGUUCAAAAGAAAAGUUCCGCGCGGCGGCAACUCGGUCAAAGUUUCACGAAUCGGCUGAUAUGCGAUGGCUAGCUGAUCGAUAUGGAAAUGUUAUUCAGGCACAGAAAGAAGGGCUGAAUCUUCAAUAUAUCGGCCUAGCAAUAAAGCGGUAUCCGGAGCUUGAACUACUAUUUGAGCGACUAGGGGUUGAUCUUGGUAUUACCAUGGAAGCUGUGCGUGAUAUGGACCCUUCUAGACUUCCGGCUCCUGCCCCUGGAGAUGUUCAACGGGGUUUGUUAGGAUAAAAUUCAGCGGCGUUGUCUUGUCCAAAUUACAACAAAAGAAAAAGUAUUUCAGG